This is a messenger RNA of Cuscuta campestris, 2132 nucleotides long. The record is from the annotation of a GenBank genome assembly. NCBI's taxonomy places the organism in Eukaryota, Viridiplantae, Streptophyta, Magnoliopsida, Solanales, Convolvulaceae.
CUUAUUAAUUUAGUAUGUAAUUUUUAAAUAUGGAAGUAAGAUAAAGGAUUAAUAUAUGUACCAUGAUCCUAAAAUUCUAUUUAAAUUAAAUGAAAAAUAUUAUAUUUAUUUUUUAAAUAGUAUUUAUAUUUUUUCAUAUUUAUUUUUAAUUAUUUUAUAUUAUCAUCAUAAUAGGAGUUCGUAUUGUUGUAAUCUGAGAAGACAGAAAGAUUGUUUUUUUUUAUUUUGAUUUUUUUUGGGCGGUGAGAGGGAAAUGUCAGGUGGAGGAGAGAGCUCAAGGAAGAUUGACCAGACCCCAACUUGGGCUGUGGCGGUUGUCUGUACGGCUAUUAUUGUCAUCUCUAUUGCCUUGGAGAAGAUUAUCCACAAGCUUGGAACGUGGCUGGCGGACAGACACAAGAAAGCUUUGUUUGAGGCUUUCGAGAAAGUGAAAGCCGAAUUGAUGAUUCUCGGAUUCAUCUCGCUGAUCCUUGUAUUUUGUCAGAACUACAUUCCCGGAAUAUGUAUUCCAACACAUGUUGCUGACACUAUGCUGCCAUGUAAAGCCACUGGCAAUGAGGCUAAAGAGGAGGAACACCGUCGGAGGCUAUUAUGGUAUGAGCGCCGGGGUUUGUCAGCCAGCGAAGCACGAAAAUGCAAGGAGGGAUAUGUUGCUCUCAUAUCUGUUGAAGGGCUGCACCAAAUACACAUCCUUGUUUUCUUUUUGGCAAUCCUGCAUGUGGUUUAUAGUGCCGUUACUAUGUUGCUGGGGAGACUAAAGAUCCGUGGAUGGAAGCAGUGGGAACAAGAAACUUCGUCUCACAAUUACGAAUUCUCAAAUGAUCCUUCAAGAUUCAGACUUACUCAUGAGACAUCUUUUGUGAGAGCUCACACGAGUUUCUGGACCAGAAUUCCAAUAUUCUUUUACAUUGGAUGUUUUUUCAGACAAUUCUUUAGAUCCGUAAGCAAGUCUGACUAUUUGACCCUGCGCAACGGCUUCAUCAGUGCUCAUUUAGCCCCGGGAAGUAAAUUUAACUUCCAAAAGUACAUUAAGAGGUCAUUAGAGGAUGACUUCAAGGUAGUUGUGGGAGUCAGUCCUGUGCUUUGGGCAUCCUUUGUGAUUUUCCUGCUCCUAAAUGUGAAUGGUUGGAGGGCAUUGUUUUGGGCAUCUGUUAUUCCUUUAAUUAUAAUUUUAGCGGUCGGGACAAAACUUCAAGCUAUUUUGACCAAAAUGGCCCUUGAGAUCACCGAAAGACAUGCAGUAGUUCAAGGAAUCCCUCUUGUGCAAGGAUCCGACAAAUACUUUUGGUUCGGUCGGCCUCAAUUAGUUCUACACCUCAUUCAUUUCGCCUUAUUUCAGAAUGCAUUCCAAAUAACAUACUUCUUGUGGAUAUGGUAUGAGUAUGGAAAGAAAAAUUGCUUCCAUGAAAGUUUUCAGCUGGUCAUUGUGAAAAUGGCAAUAGGGGUGGGAGUUCUGUUCUUGUGCAGCUACAUUACGCUGCCACUUUAUGGGCUCGUGGCUCAGAUGGGUUCGCGCAUGAAGAAAUCAAUCUUUGAUGAACAGACGUCAAAGGCGCUGAAGAAGUGGCAUCAUAUGGCCAUAAAGAAGAAGAACCCAAGUGGAGGGGGGAAGUCUCCAACCAGAACCUUGGGCGGUGGGACCCCACCACCAUCCUCGUCCGCGGUCCGUUCUACCCCUGCACUCCAUCGGUACAGAUCUCUUGGCAUCCCGACCCGAUCCUAUCCGUUCGACGAUGAUGACGCUUUUGACCCUGAAAACGAUUCAUCAACGCCAUCCAAUGAUGCAGUAAUGAUGCAAGUUGAUGAUGGUCCCAAGGAAGAAGAACAAGUGGAAGUGAAAGGAGAAGGCACAAAGAGUAGUGGAGGCAGCUUUUCAUUCCCAAAGCCAACAACCCCUUAGGAGAAGCUAUAUUUUCACUAAGUACGCCCAAUUGCAUACAUAAUACAUACUGGUACAACUUUUUCUUUUGCUGGAUUGUUUUAGUUGUGUUUUUUACUCAUUGGCUGCAUGCUUUACGAGAGAAGUGUCAUAUAGUGGCAAAGGUGCUAGCUAGGAAGAUGUAGAUGAACUUUUUGUAUACUGUAAUUAACUGAGAUUUCUUCAUAAUUCGUAAUAAAGAACUUUGUCUUAG